AUGGCCGAGUUAGACCGGGUCCCUCCCUCCACCACAGCAUAUGUGAUAGCUACAGCGAUCCUCGCUGGCAUCACUGGUUACUUCAUUGGACAGGGCGCCUCAUUGGGACUAUUUUCCUCGGCCAAAGAGAAGGAAGGCUGGCCCAACAGCUACAAUGUGAAGGUCCCGCAGCAUUCCUCCGAUGAAGACGAAGACUACGAAGAUGAUAGCGAGGAGGAAGGCGAUGGUGGCGAGCUAGCCAAUUUCGACAACAACGAGGAAGUGAAGCUUGUGCUGGUUGUGCGGACGGAUCUGGGCAUGACCAAGGGCAAAAUCGCCGCCCAGUGCUCGCAUGCAACGCUCGCCUGCUACAAAUACCUCAUUGCGCAUAAUCCACAGUCACCUGUCCUGCGGAGAUGGGAACAACAGGGACAAGCAAAGAUCGCCUUGCAGACAAAGUCGGAGGAGGAAUUACAGUUGCUGCAAGCACAGGCGAUGAGCUUAGGCCUCUGCGCUCGCGUGAUCCAGGAUGCUGGACGGACACAGAUCGCCAGCGGAAGCAGGACGGUACUUGGAGUUUUGGGGCCAAAGAGUGUGGUGGAUCAAGUGACGGGGCAUCUAAAGCUGUUGUAA
Messenger RNA from Aspergillus lentulus, 612 nucleotides. Its product is annotated as aminoacyl-tRNA hydrolase PTH2. Gene Ontology annotation, molecular function: peptidyl-tRNA hydrolase activity. Lineage: Eukaryota; Fungi; Ascomycota; Eurotiomycetes; Eurotiales; Aspergillaceae. The record is from RefSeq and is a predicted model, not a curated record. Gene Ontology annotation, cellular component: cytosol.